AUGCAUGUUAAAAUUGAAAACCCGUAUCCCCACCCUGGGUUUAUGAAGCCAGACCAUGGCAUUGAAGAUGUGAGCGACAAAGAUGACGACGACCAAAUCAAUGAAGACGAUAGUUGGGUUGUUAUAGGGUCUUUUUUUGCUAGUCACGGUUUAGUAAAUCAACAAAUUGAAAGUUAUAAUGAUUUUAUAGAAUAUAGAAUGCAAGAAAUAAUAGAUGAACAUCCACAUAUUGAAAUAAAACCACAACCACAAUAUAGACCUGAUAAAGAUGAAAAUACUAAUAUAAUAUAUUCUUUAAAAUUUGGACAACUAUCAUUAGAUAGACCAUUUUUUGAUGAAAAAAAUUUAAUUAAUAAAAAUCUAUGGCCUCAAGAAGCCAGAUUAAGAAACUUAACUUAUUCAUCUGCUAUAUAUAUUGAUAUAGAGCAAAGUACAUAUAUGAUUGAUGAAAUUACAAAAAAACAAAUUUUAAAAGAAAAGUUUGUAUAUGAACGUAUAAAUUUAGGUAGAAUACCUCUUAUGCUUAAAUCUAUGUUUUGUUGGACAAAGGGUUUACCUGAAAAUGAUAUCUCUGAUAUGGGAGAAUGUAGUUUAGAUCAAGGUGGUUAUUUUAUUGUAAAUGGUGGUGAGAAAGUUUUAGUUGCUCAAGAAAGAAUGGCAAAUAAUUUUAUAUAUGUAUUUAAAAAAAAACAUUCUUCAAAAUUUGGAUGGAUUGCAGAAAUUCGAUCUCAAAUGGAAAAAUCACAAGCUACAUCUGGUUUUUCUGUAAAAAUGAAAACAAAAUCGGGUUCUAGAACUGGUGGUUCUGGAAGAUCAAGUGGUGGAUUACUUGUUGCUACAUUACCAUAUAUAAGAACUGAAAUAUCAGUUGGAAUAUUAUUUAGAGCAUUAGGUUGUACUUCGGAUCGAGAUAUAUUACAACGUAUUGUCUACGACUUUAAUGACAAAAUGAUGAUUAACAUAAUGAGAGAAACAUUAGAAGAAUGUAUUGAUUAUCCUACUCAAGAUAUAUGUUUAGAUUAUAUUGGAAAAAGAGGUCCAACAGUUGGUGCAUCAAGAGAUAAAAGAAUUUUAUAUGCAAAAGAAUUAUUACGUAAAGAGGUAUUACCACAUAUGGGUACAGGCCCAGGUGUUGAAAGUAAAAAAUCGUAUUUUAUUGGAUAUAUGAUAAAUAGAUUAUUAUUAGCAGAAUUAGGAAGAAUUAAAGAAGAUGAUAGAGAUCAUUUUGGAAAGAAAAGAUUAGAUAUAGCUGGUCCACUUAUGGCUAGUAGUUUUGCUACUUACUUUAGAAAAAUGGCAAAAGAUGUAAGAAGGGUAUUACAAAGACAAAUAGAUAAUAAUAAACCUUUUGAUGUAGCUGGAGCGAUAAGAAGUUGUUCACAAAUAACACAAGGAAUGCAAUAUCAAUUAGCUACAGGAAAUUGGGGUAAAGAUAAAGAUGGGAAAGUUAUAAGAACAGGGGUAGCUCAAGUUUUAAACAGAUUAACAUAUUCUUCUUGCUUAUCGCAUUUAAGAAGAUUAAACACACCAUUAGGUAGAGAAGGGAAAAUGGCAAAACCAAGACAAUUGCAUAAUACACAUUGGGGUAUGAUAUGCCCUUUUGAAACACCAGAAGGUCAAUCUGUUGGUCUAGUAAAAAAUUUAUCAUUAAUGUGUGAUAUAAGUGUUGGUACAUCUACUAAUAAUAUAUAUGAAUUUUUAACAGAAUGGGGUCUAGAAUCAUUAGAUGAAGUACCACCACAAUUAAUGAAUGAAAAAGUGAAAUUAUUUUUAAAUGGAAAAUGGGUUGGAUGUUUUAAUCAAAUAGAUAACUUAAUAGAAACUCUAUAUGAAUUACGAAGAAGAUGUGAUAUAUCACCAGAAGCAUCAAUUGUUAGAGAUGUAAAUAGUAAAGAAAUAAAAAUUUUUACCGAUUCUGGUCGAGCUAUGAGACCGUUAUAUGUUGUAAAAAAUGUAGGAGGUAAAAAUAAAUUAAAAUUAACUAAAGAACAUAUUAGAAAUGCUACAAAAUAUCCAGAUCAAUAUAAUUGGGAUUAUUUUAUACAAGAAGGUAUUAUAGAAUAUAUAGAUUGUGAAGAAGAAGAAACAACUAUGAUAAGUAUGUUUAUAGAUGAUUUAAAAACAGGGACGGGUUAUUAUAAUAAUUAUACACAUUGUGAAAUUCAUCCAUCUUUAAUUUUAGGAGUUUGUGCAUCUAUUAUUCCAUUUAGUGAUCAUAAUCAAAGUCCCCGUAAUACAUAUCAAAGUGCAAUGAGUAAACAAGCAAUGGGAAUUUAUGUAACAAAUUUUAAUAUACGGUUAGAUACGUUAGCUCAUUUAUUAUACUAUCCACAAAAACCAUUAGUAUGUACAAAAGCUACUGAAUAUUUACACUUUAAAGAUUUACCAGCUGGAAUAAAUGCAAUUGUAGCAAUUAUGUGCUAUACAGGAUAUAACCAAGAAGAUAGUUUAAUCAUGAAUCAAUCAUCUAUUGAUCGGGGUCUAUUUAGAAGUGUUUUUUAUCGUACUUAUACUAGUGAAGAAAAACAGCAAGGUAGUUUAAUUAUUGAAUCAUUUGAAAAACCAUCAGUAAGAGUAGUAAAAGGGUUGAAGAGAGGUGAUUAUACAAAAUUAGAAGAUGAUGGUUUGAUAGCACCUGGAAUUCGGGUUCUUGGUGAUGAUAUUAUAAUUGGGAAAGUAUCUCCAAGUAUUGAUGAUGAAGAAGAUAUAAUAAUUCAAAAAAAAAUUCCUAAUGCUUCUUUAACUGCAUCUAAUAAUAAAAAUAUUUAUGAUAAUACAGUUGGUAGUGAUAAUAUUAGUAGUAGUUCUAGUGUGAUGGGAAGUCCAUCUUAUACUUCUAGUAUGUUAGAUGCAGGUUCUGAUCCCAAUGGAAAUGAAAGAUAUGGAUCUGGUAGUAGUAGUGUUGGAAGUGAUACUGCAUCUAGAAUCAAUUCAGUGUCAGGCCAAUCACAUACUACAUUAGUAUCAGGAGCAGACAGUGAUAGAUAUGGUAGUACUGCUGGUGCUACUAUUAGAGAAGAUGUAGAAGUACCGACAUUAACUAUUCGAACUACUAGUGCAAUGAAACAAUAUAAAAAAGAUUGUUCUUUAAGUAUACGAUCAAAUGAAAAUGGUGUUAUAGAUACAGUUAUGUUAUCAUCAAAUAGUAGAGGUAAUAAAUUUGCUAAAGUAAAAGUACGAUCUGUUAGAAUACCCCAAAUUGGAGAUAAGUUUGCAAGUAGGCAUGGACAAAAAGGUACAAUCGGUAUAACCUAUAGAAUGGAAGAUAUGCCAUUUACAUCUGAUGGUACAUUUCCUGAUAUUAUUAUGAACCCACAUGCAGUUCCAUCUCGUAUGACUAUCGGGCAUUUAGUUGAAUGCUUAGCUGGUAAAGUAGCUGCUAUUGAGGGAGGAGAAGGAGAUGCAACCCCAUUUUCUAAAAUUACAGUUCAAGAAAUUUCUGAACGUUUACAUAGAUUAGGUUAUGAAAAAUAUGGUAAUGAUAUAUUAUAUAAUGGACAUAAUGGUAGAAUGCUAAAAUCGAAAAUAUUUAUAGGACCAACAUUUUAUCAAAGAUUAAAACAUAUGGUAGAAGAUAAAAUACAUGCCAGAAGUAGAGGACCUCUAACUAUGAUUACAAGACAACCAACAGAAGGAAGAUCAAGAGAUGGUGGUUUAAGAUUUGGAGAAAUGGAAAGAGAUUGUAUGAUAUCUCAUGGAUCUGCUAAAAUGUUAAAAGAACGUUUAUUUGAAGAAAGUGAUGCAUAUCGUGUUCAUGUCUGUGAUACUUGUGGUUUAUGUUGUGUAGCAGAUAUAAAUAAAAAUGCUUAUGAAUGCACUAUAUGUAAUAGUAAGACAAAUAUUUCACAAAUUUAUAUUCCAUAUGCAUGUAAGUUACUUUUUCAAGAACUAAUGACAAUGGCAAUAUAUCCAAAACUUGUUCUCGAAGAUAUGUAA
This is a messenger RNA of Plasmodium vinckei vinckei, 3936 nucleotides long. RefSeq names its product DNA-directed RNA polymerase II subunit RPB2, putative. Gene Ontology annotation, biological process: DNA-templated transcription. The record is from RefSeq and is a predicted model, not a curated record. Lineage: Eukaryota; Apicomplexa; Aconoidasida; Haemosporida; Plasmodiidae. Gene Ontology annotation, cellular component: RNA polymerase II, core complex. The transcript has 2 exons. Gene Ontology annotation, molecular function: ribonucleoside binding; DNA-directed RNA polymerase activity; DNA binding. Bases 1 to 3936 code for a protein of 1311 amino acids.